CACUAAAAUUGGCUAUGCUGGGAACACUGAGCCACAGUUCAUAAUACCAUCAUGUAUUGCAAUCAAAGAGUCAGCAAAAGUUGGUGACCAGGCACACAGAAGGUUGAUGCAGGGAGUGGAUGAUUUAGACUUUUUUAUUGGAGAUGAAGCUAUAGAUAAGCCAACUUACGCAACAAAGUGGCCAAUAAGACAUGGUAUAAUUGAAGACUGGGAUUUGAUGGAAAAGUUUAUGGAGCAGGUCAUAUUUAAAUAUCUACGCGCUGAACCAGAGGACCAUUUUUUUCUAAUGACAGAGCCUCCUCUGAACCCUCCAGAGCACAGAGAAUACCUGGCAGAAAUCAUGUUUGAAUCGUUUAAUGUACCAGGCAUGUACAUUGCUGUGCAGGCCGUUUUGGCUUUAGCAGCGUCCUGGACUUCAAGGCAAGUUGGUUCGCGGACACUUACAGGAGUUGUCAUAGACAGUGGGGAUGGUGUCACUCACGCAAUUCCAGUGGCUGAAGGUUAUGUCAUUGGGAGCUGCAUAAAGCACAUCCCCAUUGCAGGCAGAGAUAUCACGUAUUUUAUUCAGCAGCUCCUGAGAGAGCGGGAGAUAGGAAUUCCUCCUGAACAAUCAUUAGAAACAGCAAAGGCAAUCAAGGAAAGGUAUUCCUACAUCUGCCCAGAUAUCGUUAAAGAGUUUUCGAAAUAUGACGCAGAUCCUGAUAAAUGGAUCAAGAAAUACAGAGGUAUUAAUGCUAUCAACAAAAAGGAAUUUCUUAUAGAUGUUGGCUAUGAGAGGUUCCUUGGUCCUGAGAUCUUCUUUCAUCCAGAGUUUGCCAACCCUGAUUUUGUGCAGCCCAUUUCAGACGUAGUGGAUGAAGUAAUACAGUAUUGCCCCAUAGAUGUCAGGCGGCCAUUAUACAAGAAUAUCGUCCUUUCAGGAGGAUCCACAAUGUUCAGGGACUUUGGACGACGUUUACAGAGGGAUCUGAAGAGAGUGGUAGAUGCGAGGUUAAAACUUAGUGCAGAGUUAAGCGGUGGCAGGAUAAAGCCCAAACCAAUUGAAGUUCAAGUGAUAACACAUCACAUGCAACGCUAUGCAGUUUGGUUUGGAGGAUCCAUGCUGGCUUCAACACCUGAGUUUUUCCAAGUGUGCCACACUAAGAAGGAUUAUGAAGAAUACGGUCCCAGUAUCUGUCGCCACAACGCCGUUUUUGGAGUCAUGUCAUAAUGUUUGCCUUUCAGCAUUUAAACACCAUAGGAUAAAUAGCACAGACAGAGAGAUAUUUACUACUGCAGGAGCUUGGCAUGCUGUUGUAGGAGCUGGGUAAGCUCCUACUGCAGUCAGAGCCUUUUCAAGUGAAGCCAUUAUGUGCUGACUGUUUUCCCGGAGCUAUUUAUCGUCCUUUGUAACCAACAGAGCAUAUUUUGUGAAAAGGUUCAUUCACUAUUGAAAUAUUUGAGCUUUGAAUGAGGAAGAAAUAAAAUAAAGGUGUCUGCAAAAAAACAAUUAAAUAAAGCAGGGAACGCUUUAAUAUUGUAUGUACAGUAUAUACAGAGAGUAUAAUCCUUAACAUGCACACAGAUUUGUGUUUAUAUUUCAUAGCAUUUUAUAUUGCAUAACAACUGACAGAAUGAUCAGAAUUGGAAAGCUACUUCAGUGGUGCGGUGGUGUCUUGAAACCAAAAAAGUGUCUAGUUUAAGUUAUGAAACGUGAAAAUAUAGUAUGUUUUAACUUAUCUUUCAGAUGAUUUAGUUUAAUCCAUGCUUUGCAGACUGUUAUU
Molecule: messenger RNA, 1763 nt
Organism: Polyodon spathula (Mississippi paddlefish)
Lineage: Eukaryota; Metazoa; Chordata; Actinopteri; Acipenseriformes; Polyodontidae
Product: actin-related protein 3B
Exons: 11
Coding region: 107-1210 (367 amino acids)
Cellular component (GO): actin cortical patch
Molecular function (GO): actin filament binding
Source: RefSeq, a predicted model, not a curated record